CUUUUGGGGAGACCAGAGACUAGACUGGAGUUCACUUUACACAGAGAGAGAGAGUGAUAGUCUGACAGUAGUCAGCUAAACCAAAGUCAUAUAGCUUAUGUUUUCCUGCUGUCUCUGUCUAUCUAUCUGAUUCCAUCCCCUCUUUCCUCUACUCAUGUUCUAAUCUAUCGAGGAUGAAUUAUCUAAAGGAAGUGGUUGUUGUGCUGCUGUUAGGCCCGUACCUGAUCCUGCUGGGCAAGGAAGUGGCAGGUGGUCAGAUAUCUGGCAAGGGAGUCAUCAAUCUUGCUCACAGACAGUCCUCAUGGACUCCCCUAAUGCAGACAAGUGCAAAUCUCAGUGACAUCAUAAGCAUCAGAUCUUUCUUUGAGUUCCGGACCCUUGAUCCAGAAGGGGCUAUUUUCUACGGGGACACCAAGGAUGGAAAGGACUGGUUUGUGCUUUCGCUGCGUGAUGGCAUACCUGAAAUGCAGAUUGGGAAAGCAGACAUUUUAGUCAGUGUAAAGGGAGGUCGCAAACUCAAUGAUGGCACCUGGCACUUGUUGGAAUUGCGCAGUGAGGGCAAAUUUGUUGUGUUAGAGGUAAACAACGAUGUGGAGCUUGUAGUCGGUCUUCAUUCUAAGCUGGCAGAGGAGGAACUAACAGGAAAGAUACGACUUGGUCUUGGCGGCAUGUUAGUGGACAAACAGACGCUCUUCCAUCCAUUUCAGCCAGGAAUGGAUGCUUGUAUAAGGGGAGGACAGUGGCUAAAUCUCAGCACCCUCUGGGAUACAGACCCUACAUGGGAACCCCGGCCCUGCUUCUCUGAGAUCAAGAGAGGCAGCUACUUUCCAGGAACUGGGAUAGCUAUAUUUAAUACAUCUGAUCUUCCUGGACUUAAGACAGAGGAGGCUGGAAUUACAAUUGAGAUCUUUGGAUCUUGGACUGGGACAACGCUGAGUUUCCAAAGCACAGGAUUCCAGUAUGUUUUGGGACCAGAGGUCCAGUUGGGCCUAAAAGAGGCAUCAGAAACCGCUUCCCUUCCCCAUGAACCUGCUACCUUUACCGUCAACAUACUGAAACAUGCCCUUGUGGUAAACGGCAAAGCAGAGCUUGAAACGGAAAGUCUGGACUUUUUCUCCAUGUGGAAAAAGGGGAUGCUACUAACUUUUGGAGGAGUGCCAGAUGAGAGGGAGGCUGCAAAAAGUAUACAUCACCUGCGUGGGUGUUUGGAGAAAAUCCUUGUCCAGGGCCAGGUCAUUGAUCUUGAUCAGGCAUUGUACAUACAUUCAGCAGUGUCAUCUCACAGCUGCCCUGCAGAAGCAAUGAAUGAACUCAUUUAAAAGAGAUUCAUGCCAGUCAUCAAAGCAAGCUAAAUUCUAAGAUUUGCUUUGUGGUCCAUUCAUCUGUAAUAUGUUGGCCUAUUUAAACUAUUGCUCAAUGUUCAGUUGGCCCAUGACCUCCAAAAAUGUUCUUAUGGGCUGUCGUGAUGCAAAUUUAUUUUUUAUUUUUUAUUUUUAUUUUUUUUACAUAUCACAUCAUGAGCAAUAAAAACAUGUAAAAUGAAA
Myxocyprinus asiaticus (Chinese sucker) is the source of this 1544-nucleotide messenger RNA. Its product is annotated as sex hormone-binding globulin-like. The coding region runs from base 174 to 1319 and encodes 381 amino acids. The transcript is spliced from 7 exons. Gene Ontology annotation, molecular function: steroid binding. NCBI's taxonomy places the organism in Eukaryota, Metazoa, Chordata, Actinopteri, Cypriniformes, Catostomidae. The record is from RefSeq and is a predicted model, not a curated record.